This is a messenger RNA of Mytilus californianus (California mussel), 2914 nucleotides long. RefSeq lists its product as uncharacterized. NCBI's taxonomy places the organism in Eukaryota, Metazoa, Mollusca, Bivalvia, Mytilida, Mytilidae. The record is from RefSeq and is a predicted model, not a curated record. The transcript has 4 exons. The coding region runs from base 794 to 2275 and encodes 493 amino acids. Gene Ontology annotation, molecular function: zinc ion binding; N-acetylmuramoyl-L-alanine amidase activity. Gene Ontology annotation, biological process: peptidoglycan catabolic process.
AAUAGUAAUAUAUGUAUAUUCUUAAAUUUUUGGCAACUUAAAAAAUAUUUAUCAGCGAACGUUCCAAACAACUGCGUAAAAAACAAAUUUUUGUAAAACAAUCGUCGAUAAGUUAUAGUCCUGUGUUACAUGAUAUGUCGAAUUCGUUUCUUUGUUUACGUUUUAGCACCAGGCAAAUCAUGCUACAAUCUGAAUCCUGUUAAAUUCAAUCUAGAAUUACCAUCUACGUCGUUAACAGAAACCUAAAUGGGAUUAAACAGUGUAAUCGAUAUCACAGCUCUGCAUUAAAAAUUGAUAUUGAAUAAUACUAUUCAAAACUUUACCCCGAAUAAUCAAUAGACGGAAUUGUAGCGGUUUUGUGUACGUGUUUUAUUGGAAAAAUAAACUUGGAGAGAUAAACAACACUCGAUUUUUGCACAGAUAAUUCGUAAUCGGAAUGUGAUUAUUUUGUCUAUAGUACGAACCUGCACCAUUACUCAUGUGCCAAGAAGUCAGAAAAGUGUAUUUUAUUAACAAUAAAAUAGGAACAUUAGAAACUACUCAUAACUGCUUUACUGCUUAUGGAAAGGAUUUUCUUCUGUGAAUGCGCAUUCAGACACUGUAUAAUGAAUCAUUUACCUCACAUUAUAUUCAUAUUACGAGUGUUUAAAAAACGGAGAUAAGAUAUAUCAUUGAUAUUCACGCACAGAUACAUUGUUUUUCAUAUCUACAGUUUUCACAGUAUACAUAAGGAACUAUUUUCACAGAAAGACACUUCAUUUAAUAAAUACAUUUCUGUAAACUCUACAAACUUAUGACCGAGAUGGAAUUUGAUAAUAUUAAGAAGCAAAACAGGAUUUCAGUUUUGUUUGCUCUUGAAUAUUUGUCAGAAGGAAUGAAUAAGUUUGCAGACGACGAAUUUCAAAACCAUCACAGUAGGCUUGUUAAAAUGCUGCAACAUUUAAAUUAUCCUCCUUGCAUAAGGUCUUGCAGCAAAAUAUCGAGAAAUGAACAAUCAUGGUGCAAAACGUGUUCUGGUUGGAGAACAACCAUACUCAGUUCACAUAGAAAUCGAUCUUUGAUAGGAAAAAAUGGAUCUGAUUGGUCCAAAAUAGAUUCUUCAAAAUUGCCGACAGUUGCAACAGAGGUAGAGAAGUGUUACCAUCCAGAUUGGUCUAUAAAAAUGACAGGUUCCAGUCCGAAUUCAGAUGAUAUUUCAAUACUGAUUGGAAAAUUGAUAAACUGCAGUGAUAUUCGAUCAUUAUUCGCAAACACUGUAGAUCCAGACAGCAUUAGAGUGAUUCGAAAUAAGAUUGUUCAUAAUUCAGGUGAAAUAACAUCGACUGAGAAAAAGCAAUACUGUCAACAAAUACUGGACUUUCUGCGGACACCCGAAGUUUGGCUAUAUCAAGAGGCGAAAGAAGCUCAUAGCAAAAUUCAAUUAUUUAUGAGAUAUGAUUAUAUGGAUUUAAUUAAGAAUAAAAUUAUAGUGGAACAUGAGCUGAACAAACUAAAAGAAAGAAUAAAAACACGUACAUCCAGGGUUUAUAACCUAUCCAGGAUAUUUACAUUGGUGUUAAUUGGAAUUUUCUUGUUCUCCUUGAUUUACGUUGGAUUUGAUAGAACAUUUUACACAAUGUCUAUCAUAUCUGUAUGCGUGAUAAUAGGAGCUUUCCUAAUACCGACGAUUUAUUUAGGCAUAUUACAAAUCACGAAAACACAAUUGUAUGCUUACGUUGUCAUUUUUAUGGACCGUUUACUUUUUGUAGAACGACUGGAAGAUGACAUUUGUGAAGACAUUUCGUUGAUCACAAGAGACGAAUGGAGAGCAAGAUUACCAAAAAGUAUAGAGUUCAUGGAAAAACCUGUCAUGAAUGUCCUUGUACACCAUACUGCUGGAUUACAUGGCGAAGACACACAAAUGUGUUCCCAGAUUGUUAGAAGUAUUCAGAACUUGCAUAUGGACGAUAAUAAAUGGGAUGAUGUUGGUUACAACUUUUUAAUUGGAGAAGAUGGAUGUGUGUACGAGGGAAGAGGCUGGAACAAAGUCGGUGCACAUACCUUAGGAUGGAAUAAAAAUUCAGUUGCUUUCGCGUUUCUUGGAAAUUACAAUGAUAGAAGACCUAAUCCACUCGCAUUAAAGGCUUUAAGAGAUGCAAUGUCCAGUGGUAUCAAGAAUGGGCAUAUUUCACCAUACUAUACACUUUAUGGACAUAAAGACAAACGCCCAACUGAUAGUCCAGGAAACUAUCUUUAUGCUGAACUCAGAAAUUUCAAACAUUAUCACCAUAAUUAAGGAACAUAUAAACGGUAUCGUUCAGCUGAUGCUGUUAUCUUACAAUUUCUUAGUAGUUAAUAUUAUUUCUUAGUUUAUAGUUUUUUCUAUCCGAUAAAAUAACAAUGCCAGUUAUAACAUGUCUUGACCAUCAAACAUUUUGACAAAAAAGAAGAAAAAAAAGGAAAAAUAUUGUUCUGCAAUUUUUCUCGGCAAAACAUGUUUUGUUACAAUAUAUAGGGAUGUACAGCGCUGGGCCUGCAACAAUGAACAACACCCAUACCGCAUAGUCAGCUAUAAAAGGCCCCGAAAUGAUAAUGUAAAACAAUUAAAACGAGAAAACUAACGGCCAGAUUUAUGUAAAAAACAAUGACGAAAUACAAAUAUGAUAUACAGCAACAAACGACAACAACUGAAUUACAGGCUCCUGACUUGGAACUGAAUUCGGAUACUUUAGUAGUAUUUUGUUAUAUCUGAUUAACCUACAUGGAAAAUAACAUUGAAAUAGCAAAAGUAAAAAAACGGAACGAUUUUAAAAAUGUAUCAAGUUGCAAUUCCUACCUUACAUACGGUUAUCGACAAAGGUGUUUUAUAUAUAAUGUUUCAGACGCAAUUGAUAAAAUGUAAUCGAGCGUCGACAAUAAAUAAUCCCAUUGAAAA